AUGGACACAUUGCGCGGCUUUUUUUCGUGCUUGACGCCUUGUUUUGACUGCGUGGAAGGCUCCAGCUUUGAUCAAAUCUCGCCCAGAUUCAACGCCAUUUACCAACCGACAGUUCGCUUGGAUGUCGGCAGAAUGGGUUGGGUUUUGUUGGUUAACCUUUGCUGAAUAUAUGGUGUUGUUUCCAGGAAAAAACGUUGUGAUUCUCAAAGAAGGCGAGCGAAUCUGUGGAAUCGGAGGUGCCAUCGCUACUGUCCCGAUUGUGCAGAACAAGGCUUAUUUCCAAGUGACCAUUCAGCAAACUGGUUAGUCUUUUUUCUUCGGAGAGAUGGAAAAAGCCAUGCAUACGCGAAAGCAGUUGCCCCGUGGUUCUUAUAGGAAACGACGCGAAGCGAUAAUUAUUCAAUGAGGCCCGAUUAAGCAGAUGGUCUCUCAUUAUGAAAUGGAUAUUGUCGCCUAAGAGAAGAGAAUAUGUUAUGCAUUAGUAAAAUUGAAACCGCAAAUGCCGGGACCAAAGCAGAAAAUACAUCUAUGAUUGAAAUUUUGAAAAAAUCCGAUUGUAAUCACAAAUUGUGCAUUCUUGCAUUGAAUGCUCUAAUUUCCCCGCGCAUUGGACGCUACAUGACGGAUUAGUGGAAACUUCAGAUAGAAAUGAGUGGCAGCGACUUGUUCUUCACAUUUUCUGCUCGUUAGGAAGCCUAUGAAAACUUAUCACAAGAAAUAUGUGAGCGACAGGUGGAAAUUGGAAGGAAUCACGAAUUUGCCGGUGCUUUUUUAGAGCAUUUGCGUCCCAAACGUCUCAGGACAAUGUAGAACAUACUUGGACACAAUUACAAUAACUAAUUUCACCAAUUCUUUGCAAACUAUCACAAAAUCCAACUUUUCAGGCACAUGGGGCAUCGGUCUCGGUCACAAGCAGUCUCCAUUCGACAAGGUGCCGUGCACCGAAAAGUUCUGGGGAAUUCGCGACAACGGAGAUAUUGCGAAAGAGGACCAAGUGAUUGCAAAAUUGGCAAAAACCGUGGAAGAAGGUGAUAUUGUGGUGAGGAAAAAAGUGAUUGCGUACCGACCGAGCAAAAAAUGACUUCAGGGAGUCACCUAUGAUCAUGUCGAGCUCAAGUUCUACGUGAAUGGCAAGGAGGUGGAGGAUGUGAUAACUGGAGUGAAAGGGCCGGUGAGUUGGGGGGAAAAUUGAAUGGGAUUAACCAGAUUAGGGGAAAAAAAAGAUUAAUUUUCCAGGUGUAUCCAAUGGUUUACGUGGACGACUCGGCAAUUCUGGAUCUCAAAUUCAAAAACUUCACGGAGCCGCCACCGCCCGGUUUUGGCGAAAUUUUGGUCGAACAGACCAUUUUAUAA
Messenger RNA from Caenorhabditis sp. 36 PRJEB53466, 1353 nucleotides. NCBI's taxonomy places the organism in Eukaryota, Metazoa, Nematoda, Chromadorea, Rhabditida, Rhabditidae. The record is from the annotation of a GenBank genome assembly.